Messenger RNA from Prunus armeniaca (apricot), 2004 nucleotides. The record is from the annotation of a GenBank genome assembly. NCBI's taxonomy places the organism in Eukaryota, Viridiplantae, Streptophyta, Magnoliopsida, Rosales, Rosaceae.
AUGGCUGCAGGAAGAGUAUCUUCUCCAUCACAAUUAUUCAUAGCCCUCCUCUUAGUCCUUAGCUUAUGCUGUUUGAGUUGCGGUGCUAAGGAUGAUUAUCGUCAACAGUGUGAACCUUCAUGGUGCGGCAAACAUAACAUAAGCCACCCUUUCCGACUAAAAGAUGAUCCAGAGAAGUGCGGUGACUCAAGGUAUGAGCUGUCUUGUGAGAAGAACAACCUUACAGUAUUAUACUUGUAUUCUGGAAAAUACUAUGUGCAGGCAAUCAAUUAUAAUAACUACACCAUCCGAGUUGUGGAUGCCAAUCUUCACAAGGGUAACUGCUCUUCAGUUCCCCAUUAUUCGUUCUCCGCGUAUAACUUCAGUUACGAGGAUGAGGAUCCGUAUACGAUUUCUCAACCUCGACUUACCCUUGGGCGCAUAGAUUAUUUUGAACUGUCAAAGCCUAUAAUAUUUCUGACCUGUGAAACCCCGGUGAAUUCGCCUCUCUAUGUGGAUACUGCUCCUUGCAUUGGUGCAAUGAGUAGUUCCAAUUCCAAUGGGCAUUCAUAUGUUAGUGUUGGACGAUUAAAUGUGUCAGACUUGAUUGAAUUUUGUCGCAUAGAGCUUAUGUUUAUGAUAUCGUCGCAGCUUACAAAGAACAAUUCCUACAUAGACAUCCACAAUGAGAUGAUCUAUGGCUUUGAACUUACAUGGAUGCAGUCGAGUUACCGUAGAGGUCAAAGCUGGUUUACUUGCUACGUCGACAGUGAUACCAACAAAGUUAAUUGCUCUCAUGAAUGCUAUGAUUUAUACUGUGGCUUCAUCAAAUAUCUAUACGAAUUCAGUGUCUUCCUUGCGUUGCUUGGACUAGCACUUGGAGCUAGGGCUAUACUUGGGGCUCCGUGUCUGAUUGCGCUUUUAAUUUAUAAAUUCAAGAGGCGGCACUUAUCAAUGUAUGGAAAUAUUGAAGAAUUCUUACAAAGUCACAACAACCUCAUGCCAAUAAGGUACUCCUACUCAAAUAUCAGGAAAAUGACCAAGGGAUUUAAGGACAAAUUGGGUGAAGGAGGUUAUGGUUCUGUAUACAAAGGGAAGCUCCGAAGCGGCCGCCUUGUAGCAAUUAAGAUGCUGGGUAAGUCCAAAACAAAUGGGCAAGAUUUUAUCAAUGAAGUUGCUACAAUUGGAAGGAUUCAUCAUGUAAAUGUGGUGCAACUAAUUGGCUAUUGUGUUGAGGGAUCAAAGCGUGCUCUUGUGUUCGAGUUCAUGUCAAAUGGAUCUCUUGAUAAACACAUAUUUUCUAAAGAAGGACCAUCAACCUUAAAUUACAAGAAAUCAUUUGAAAUUUCACUUGGAGUUGCUCGUGGUAUUGACUAUAUUCAUCGAGGAUGUGAGAUGCAAAUUUUUCAUUUUGAUAUCAAGCCUCACAACAUUCUUCUUAAUGAGACUUUUGUUCCAAAGGUUUCUGACUUUGGGCUCGCAAGAUUAUGUCCAUUAGAUGAGAGCAGUUUAACUUUGACUGCAGCAAGAGGAACCAUCGGAUACAUAGCUCCAGAGUUGUUUUACAAAAAUAUAGGAGGAGUGUCAAACAAAGCUGACAUCUACAGUUUCGGAAUGCUGUUGAUGGAAAUAGCAGGAAAAAGAAAGAAUCUGAAUGCAAUUGCAGCUCAUUCAAGCCAAAUAUACUUUCCUUCAUGGGUUUAUGACCAAUUCAAUGAAGGAAAGGACAUAGAGAUAGAAGAUGCCACUGAGGAGGAAAUGAAAAUAACAAAGAAGAUGCUUAUAGUGGCAUUAUGGUGUAUACAAAUGAAGCCUAGCGAGCGUCCUACUUCGAUGAGCAAAGUAGUACAGAUGCUUGAAGGAGAAACUGAAGCCCUUCAAAUGCCUCCAAAGCCUUUCCUUUAUCCACAAGACAAACCAGUGGUGGAUGAUGAAGACAAUCCAGAAACAACAUGGCCAUCGUCAACACAAUCUAAUGACGACUCUGAAGACUCAAUAAGCUUAAUUCAAAAUGCUGACAAUUAG